Molecule: messenger RNA, 480 nt
Organism: Danio rerio (zebrafish)
Lineage: Eukaryota; Metazoa; Chordata; Actinopteri; Cypriniformes; Danionidae
Gene: gnrhr3
Product: gonadotropin releasing hormone receptor 3
Biological process (GO): cellular response to gonadotropin-releasing hormone; signal transduction; G protein-coupled receptor signaling pathway
Cellular component (GO): membrane; plasma membrane
Molecular function (GO): protein-hormone receptor activity; G protein-coupled receptor activity
Source: RefSeq, marked provisional
AUGUCUGGUAACUGGUCUCAGUAUAACGCGUCUCUGCUGCCCGUCUGGACGGCGCCCAGCUUCACCCCUGCUGCUCAGGCCCGUGUGGCGGCGACUGCGCUGCUGUUCGUGUUCGCGGCGGGCAGCAACCUGGCGCUCCUGGUGAGUGUGGAUUCUCUGAGGCGCAGCGGAACAGACAUGAUCCCGAAGGCCAGGAUGAAGACGCUGAAGAUGACCCUCAUCAUUGUGCUGUCCUUCGUGGUGUGCUGGACACCGUAUUACCUGCUGGGCAUCUGGUACUGGUUCCAGCCGGAGAUGCUGACGGUGACGCCCGAGUACGUCCACCACCUGCUGUUUGUGUUCGGGAACCUGAACACCUGCUGCGACCCUGUGAUCUAUGGCCUGUACACACCCUCCUUCCGCUCCGAUCUGACCCGCUUCUGCUGCUGCCGGCACAACAAGAACACCCCGCGGCCUCAGCAACCCACCAGACACACAUAA